Messenger RNA from Nicotiana tabacum (common tobacco), 889 nucleotides. RefSeq names its product putative cytochrome c oxidase subunit 5b-like. Gene Ontology annotation, cellular component: mitochondrial envelope; respiratory chain complex IV. The record is from RefSeq and is a predicted model, not a curated record. Lineage: Eukaryota; Viridiplantae; Streptophyta; Magnoliopsida; Solanales; Solanaceae. Gene Ontology annotation, biological process: mitochondrial electron transport, cytochrome c to oxygen.
UUUUUUAUUUUUGAAAACACUCUCUCUCUCUCUCACGCACACAGAGCAGCAUUGAGUGAGUCUACCGGCGACGAAAGAACAAUGCGGAGGAGAGUGGUUUCGUCGCAGCAGCUCCAAUAUGUGCAAAGACUCCACAAAUGGGGCGCAGCAUUUCGGUCCCUCAACUCUUCUCCCUCUCCCUCCACUACGCCGUCGUUUCAGCAAACCACUACCCUCUUCUCCCAUUCCGAGUUUCUAUCAAAGAACAAGAGAGUUGAAGACUUAAUGCCAAUUGCCACUGGGCAUGAGCGUGAAGAACUUGAGGCUGAGCUUCAGGGGAGAGAUAUUUUGGAGAUGGAUUAUCCAGUUGGACCAUUUGGUACCAAGGAAGCACCUGCAGUUGUUAAGUCUGUCUAUGACAAAAGAAUAGUUGGAUGCCCUGGUGCUGAAGGAGAAGAUGAGCAUGAUGUGGUCUGGUUUUGGUUGGAAAAAGGCAAGCCUCACGAGUGCCCUGUCUGUUCUCAAUACUUCAAGCUAGAUGUUGUUGGGCUUGGAGGGCCUCCCGAUGGGCAUGGAGAUGAUCACUAAGUUGAGUUAUAGGUUUUGGCAUUAGAAAUAAACUCAUUUGAGGAUGAGGAGAAUAUUGACGGCUGGAAAACACAGACUGUUUCAUACUUAAUGAAGAGGUCAAACUUGAAACUUUAGCUAGUGAACCUCAGUAAAUUUACAUUGAUUUUUUGCUUCCAUGGACUAGUCAUACCAGAGGCUGGAUUUUCUUUUAACCUGUCCAAAUUAUUCUUAAAUAAUGAUUGGCUAUUUUUUGUGCCAACUUCAAAUGUUUUACUAGUUCACUACUGCUGUACCUUCUUUACUUACAUUUGAUUAUAUAUUUGAUUCAUGGUUGUGAUAA